UUCUUGUAAAACAAAGGGGGGCCUAGCAAAAAAAGUUUGGGAACCACUGCUGUAAACACUCCUCUUUGCACUUAAACUACAAAGACUAAUAGCUCAACAGUGCGAUGUCUGUAUGUGGCCAUUGCAUGCAUACUUAAGAACUUGUUACACUGUUCCCCUUUUAAGUCAAACGAGCUUGAAAUAUUAAAAAGUUGGCAGGAAAAAGCUUUUUUGAGCAAUUUUGCAAGAUCGUGUUAGCUUAAUUUGCUACAGUUGAUGAAUUUUGCUAACGACAUUUGUCAGAAUCAACAGCAGCCGGAUAGAAAUGAGAAGCCUUUUAUCUACUUGUGCCUAAAAUCAAUUAUUCUUAAAAAAUUCAUGCCCACUGUGUCAAAAACAAAAAAGUCUGAAUGGUUGCUGUCACCGUGCAUGUGCCGUAUACGUGACAGACAUAGCAGCACAACGUUGAUGUUGUAUGUAUGAUGUACCCUGAAUGUGAACAAUGCUUCUAAUAAUAUCACAAUCUUUUGUUUUUUUCCAGUUCAUUUGUUGCCUGCUUUUUAAGCACCAUGACAACCGUUACACACACAAAUAUGCCUAUUUUCAUAUCCUCAGACUCACAUAUAUAGACGAUGGGUCGCCCAUUUUAAAGCACAGCCCAUGAAAUGUAGCUUCCAUGCAGUUCAGUAGCUGGCUAAAUGCUUAACCCUACGUCUUUUACAUCUCAGCCUUAACCAUUUUCCCAUAACACCAGGAGGGAAGGCUUCUUGCCGAGCUUUCAAUAAUAAACGAUUAAGUUGGGGGUUUAACGUGCUUCAGCAGAUAAUGGGGUGGAAAGAAGGAGGCUAUCAAAGAACAAAGUGCUUUUAACACAGAAAACCACCAACAGGAAGUACACAGGUUUUAAUGGUGGGGAGCUCUGGGUUCCAAGUGACAUCAAUCAUAGAUGACUAUGGACUUAUUUCACAAUAAUCUAGAGAGUUAUUUUUAUAGUAACCAUUAUUUCUGAUUCAAGUCAUGUCUUAAGAUUACAUAAAUGUAAUAUUAGUGAAAAUUAAUGAUCCUUUUGUGUUCUAAAUAAUCUUUAUAAAAGAGGAGCCUCAAAGCCCUUCCUUUAGGGAAAAAGUAGGUUAAACCGGCUUUUUUUCUGCAUAUAGGACAAAAUCAGAAAAUCAGCCUUUUUCCAUUUCAGCAACAACACAACACAUAACUAUUAUUUAACCAUUAUAUUCACUAUGUGUUCACUUGAAAAGUUAAAUCCUAGUUAUGUUAGGUCACGCCUGGAGGCUUCUGGUUAGGUUGUGCACUCUUAGCUAAGCAAAGUGUUUGAUCUCCACAGUUGCAAAGCAAUGACCAAGAGAUUGAGAUUUCAGAUUAUUCCACUUGAGUGCUUCAGUAGGUCUGUGAUUUUUCUUGAGCUUUUGGAUGCUGAUAAUUCUGAUUUCUCGCUGAGCCUGACUCUUGAUUUACAGAGUAGGGCUAGUUGGGGUGGGGCUCAUAGCUCCAGUCAGUAUUUCAAUGCUUAAAAUCAGUGUUCACUGGAGCAAAUAGUAGUGACACCUAACAGAGGGUGCUGGAUACAUUUGCACUGUGAGUAAAUACUCCAUACAAUGCAGGCUGGUAAUAGAAACGCUCUGUUCUGUUAACAGAUCUUGACACCAGGGGGGAUGUGCAGUGCUUAUUCAAAGAAUUGCACAACUACAUUGCUUCACCAGAAGGCAUUCAUUGUAAUCGCACCCUCUGUAAUUACAUCUGUCAUAACUGCUCUUUAUUUAUCCACUAUAUCUGUGGCUUCUUGGACACAACCAUAGCUGACCAUCUCUGAAAUCUGCACACACACACGUGCACACACAUGACAUGACACAGACAACCAGAUGCUAACAUAAACAAAUAACCAAAGAGUCACAGAGUGCCCUGCAGUGUUGCCAGUCAUUCUCUUUAUGUCUGACUGCUUCUCAGUGAAAUGGCAGGCCUACAAAAAGGCUGCUUCAGUCUCGGAAAAAAAGAAACAUUUGUCUCUUCAGUCUAGAUGUGGAUGCUGUCUGCAUACAGAUGUUAGCCCUGGGGCACUGAAACUAAUACCAUAUGGCAUAGCCUUCCUUUCACGUGCUUGAUAGUGUCGAUGGCAGGGCUGAAUAAUGGUUAUUCCUUCAUUCUUUAUCAGUGUACAGGUUCAGAUAAGAAGCAGCACUUCAUCUACCUUUGCUUAUUGGCUAAGGAAUCCAAUAUUAUGAGUGUGGGGGUUUUUUUUCACAGUGGAGCUUGUUUUUUUUCUCGUGUCAGUGUGUUAUUGCUCCACAUCUCAAUCCCUGCAAAUUCAUUCUGAAUAGAUGUGUUAGAGAGCUGCAUGUUUUUGAAGCCUGGACUCAGACAAAUGAGUUGGAUGCAAGGAAACGAUGCAGCUUUGUCCGAUAGUUGACUGUACCUGUGUUGUGUUUACCUAAAGGGGAGGCUGUCAAAAUGUAAAAUCAGUCAAUGUAAAACAUUGAAAAAUGAAUGCCCAGGAUUCACUGAAAUGAUGGUCGGAUGCUUUUAGUUUGGCUUCAUGUGCUAUAAUAAAUAAUAAGAACCGGAUUCUUGGUGAGGAAAAAAAUAAUAAUGUAAAGAUCAAAACUCAACAGCUUUACAGACCUCUUUAUUUAUUGUAAAAAAUAAUUAAAUAUAUUUUUCAAUACCGUAAUAAAGUAAUUUAUUACAUUGCUUUGAAUAUAUGUUUGGUUAAAGGUUGUAAUACCUCAGUUGACCCCUGGGAUGGGAUAAAAUUGGCAUGAAAGGCUGAGUAGGGGUGACAUAAUCCAGCUCUCGUAAUACAUUCACGUUUGGCCUGAAGAUUUGUCUUGUUUAUUAAAACAGUCAACAGCUGAAGCAGCAGCAGCAGAUGUGAUGCGUAAUCAUGCUUCCCACUUUUCGAAGACACCACUAUGUCUGAUGCCCAUCACAAAUCAGCAGUGGGCUGCAAUAAAAUCAUGUUUAGUGCAACGCUGCUGUGCAGUAAAAUAAGAUUAAUUGUUUGUAUGAUGACCGAUAUCAGCGGAGGGAUAAAAAAUGUAAUUAUAUACUUGCUCUGGAGUAAGAUGAAUUGUUAGAUCAACAGAUAGAGUUAUAUUGUGCAUAUUGAGAAGAGCUAACAUCCGAAUGAGUUUUAUGACUUAAUAAUCAACCUGUGGUCAUAAACUAAAUAUAUGUAUUAUCAAAAGGAUGAGUUGUAGUGGUGCCUGGGUUUAGUUUAAAAGUUAGGAGCAUUGAUAUUUGAAGGUGGAAGUAUGGCUCCUUCACAUUGUCUGAUGGUAUUCUGGGCUAACUGAAAGCAGCUCUGGUGCACACUGGAGGGAUACUGUAUCCGAUCUUCCCUGGAAAUGCCUAAGGAGGAGUUGGAGGUUGGGGCUGGGGAAGAGGAUCUAAUAAUCUACUGAGCUUGCAGCAGAAGACCUAGACCUGAAAAAGUGGUCCUGAAUGCACAGAUCAGUCAGUCAGUCCUGAGUUAACAGCAUCCUUUUCUCUCAAAUGGCAUGCAAAAGCUCUGGGUAGUCAUGUUCAGCUGGUUUAUACAAGAACAUUUGCAUUGAUUGGUUCUUCAUAAAGCAGUAAUAUUAAAAGGUUGUAAUUUUUUGUGAGAUUUCAUCUUCGAUUCACAUCAUGUCUCUUCUUUUCAAUGACUAUUAUAAGAGAUUUAGUUUGGGGUCAGCCUUCUACUUUAAUGUGCUUUUAAAGGGAGAAAACACAGCUAUAUACAUAUAGACAUGGUUACACAUCUGCACACACGCUUUCUCAGGCAGUGAUAUGCAGUCUUCUGUCCUCAGGACUGCAAAGAUCUCAUUUAGAUAACUCUCCUGAUCUCUCGGUACCUCCCAGAGUCACCCUUCUUUGCUGUAUCCAUCUAUUAUGUUACCACACGAUGAGAUAACAACUUUAGCUGAUCCUUUCCCUUGAUAGUGAGAGAUCGGUGAGAGACCUGAAGAAAGCAGCUGACCUGGAUAGCUCCCUUUCGCAAAUGUUUCUGUCAUUUGCAGUGAUUGUGAUUGCGUCAAGCAUCACGCUGCAUCUGUAUUGUGACAGCUACGAUGUACCCGCUCAUUAGACACGUGGAGGGUAUUGAUGCUCUUAAAGAGUGUGGUACUUAGCCGUGAAAUGCCAUCAUUUUAACCGUCUCUGCUUAUGUUGCCAUCUCCAUGUGCGACUGCGUAUAUAAGAUGUAGAUUUAGGAUAUGGAAUUAAAUUCACAGUCUUUCCUUAAUCUAACCAGUGUUUUAAUAGUGACAAACCACAUGAUAAACACAAUUAUUCAUAAUUUAUAUAAUUAUUUUUGUAUAACAACAAAUUUUCCCUUUUGAACAAAGGAAAAAAACUGAUAUCGUUUUUUAUUGCAUGAACUCCAAAAAUUAGACCAUUGCUUAAAAUUGACCGUUUAAGGUUUGAGUGUUUUGUUCUUCGAAUGUUAAGAGCCAGUGACUGCAAAUAAUUUCAAACUGUUGCCCUAACAGUACUUGACAUUUAGCAUUUGAUUUUAUUGGUCUGUGGUUGUCAAGGGAAGUAGGACAAUACUUCACUUUGAGAAUGCCACAGAAAACUGCAAGAUGAACGGCCUGACAUACUGACAUCUAUAAGACUGAUAAAUCAGUUAGAAAAAUUACAUACAUCAUUACAUCCGGAUUUAAUGAUUCACAAUCAGUCAAUCAGAUGAAAAGCUGAUGUUUUGCAAAAUAAGCCAAAUUUAUUUAAUGACAAGUAUUUAUAGCUAAGCCCCAUUUACAUGAUUGGAGACCAUCUUGCAACCAUCUGGUGGAUUCCACAAAAAGUUGGUGAGUGGUUGAUGGAGGUUUCUGGCACUCACAUGUGUGAAAUUGGAUGUGGAGAGGUUUGUGGCGCUGCACCAAAAAGACCUCCUUGUGCUUUGUGCUUUUGGUUGCUAGCAGGUUGCAAGCUAGCAACCUGGAAGACCCCAACUUGUCUGCAAACACUGGCAAAUUUAAUGGCAGGCAGAGGUGAACUAUGAAAUGUGCAACGCAAACUGGAACAUGACAAGGCUUGCCUUCAAACUUUGAGCUCUUUUAACACGGGUUGGGUUGCAGCAGUAACUGGUAAAGUAAAAACAGUCCUCAUUUAUCAUGAGAACACAGAUAAAUGUCAUACAUAAUUUGUUUCCUUUCUUCCCAAGUGAUUAACCAAAAAGAACUCCAAACUGUCAGAGUUCACUACUUUGAAGGAAAAAAUGUAUCCUGUAAUAUUUGUUUCAGCUCUUCAGGAAGAAGCGGACCUUGAAUUCUUGAUGUAACAUGACACAAAAUGCUUACAGUUAAAUUUGUCUGCAGAAACACAUUUCUUGUGUCUCAUUUCCUGACUAUUAAAACACAUACCAAUGAGUACCUGCUAAAAAUGAAUGUUCUUUCAGAUGGAAGUUCAUUGCUUUCCUUGUGCCUCCAAUUCAGUUUUUCAGUAAUGCAUUCAGAUAUACUCCACAUCCAUGUGCAGCACAACCAGCAGCAAUCUCUGCUCAAGCCUGAAAUGUACCGUAUCAUCAGCCUUGCACUCCACGAGUAUACAUUAGAUAUACUAAACUUGCAGAUUUCUUUCAGCCCUUGGCUUUUGCUCAGGCUACCUUUUUUCAUAUUGGCAUUAUUUGAAAACAACAGUGCAUUCAAUAUUUUAUUUGUAUUUGGCUUGCUGCCUUGCAUAGGUGUCAUUUCCCAUCCCCUCUUUCUCUCUCUCUGUAAGGGAAAAAUGCUGUACAGUGUUAUCCUGACAGCCUGGCACUGCUUCUGUGAGACUGUUUGCCCUCAGCACAAGGCCUGUCCGCGGCUGCCACCGCUCAAUGUCCCCUUUGCGUCGGCAAACGGCCAGACUGUCACAGUCUCUGACUGGACCAGCUGUUUUUUUUUCUCUCUUUCUUCCAUCUUAUCUCCUCCGUCACACUCUCUGUCUUCCUCCCUGUGACUUGUCGUGUGAAAGAGGCAGUGAUAGGCCGCCUGGCGAUGCAGCUCUUGACACAAACGUUGAUAUCCGCACACGCUGGCAUCGGUGGGAGACAGUUUUGUAUGUGUGUGUGUGUUGGCCAAAGCGACCAGCACACAAACACCAUCCUGUGGAUUGUGGGAACGCAGAGGACACUCACGCUCUGUUGUUUUUGUGCUUCUGUUGAUGGACACGUUUGCCAGGGUUUUCCAGCAUGUUUGGGAAGAAGAAGAAACGGCUGGAGAUCUCAGCUCCGUCUAACUUCGAGCACCGGGUCCACACGGGCUUCGACCCACGGGAGCAGAAGUUCACCGGCCUGCCACAGCAAUGGCAGAGCCUCCUGGCAGACACUGCCAAUCGGCCCAAGCCCAUGGUGGACCCCUCCUACAUUACCCCCAUACAGCUGGCACCAAUGAAGAUAUCUCCCAAGAAAGUCCGGUCAUCCGAAACGCCGUUGCCCAAAACCAUUGUUCGAGGGAACCGGCCACCCAAAGAUGCAUCCAUUAACGGCCUGCUGGAGGAGUUCGACAACAUUUCGGUAACACGUUCCAACUCCCUGCGUAAAGAGAGCCCGCCAGGCCCCCAUCAGGCUGGAGGCAUCUCCAAACCCUCGGGCAGUGGCCACCUCACUGCUCCAGAGGAGAACGGAUUCAACCACUACUACUCCCGCUACUCGUGUGACCUGGACACGUCCAGCAGGGACUUUUCUCUGGACCCCGGCAAGCCAAGCUUCUCCAUAGAUGGGGAUUGGGCACUUGGCAGGCACUAUCGAUUCACCAAGCAGAAUGGCCACUCACACCCCAUACGCAGCCCCUUUUACCCUGAUGCCAUGCCUCAGAAAUCAGACUAUGGCAAACUUCCACCUGACUAUCACACCUAUCUGGAGAGCAAAGGGCGGUCGGCGGAUGAGGUGGCCUCUACGGUGGGUAGCGGAGUAGGUUCCAGCGGCUACUACCGGGCAUCGGUGGGGGGUUCAUCCAGCCAGGACUACCGGGACACAUCAGUUGGCACACCGUCUCGUGCAUCACUACACAGCGAGCAGAUUAACUACCCCGACAGUGAGUGGAGUUACGGCGGCAUGAGGGACGAAUAUGAGAAGCGACCCAAGAGUUCCUACGUGACCCAGACCAGCCCCACGCCUGCCAUCAGGCAGCGAUCUCGGUCAGGCUCUGGGCUGCAGGAGCCAAAUGUCCCCUAUGCCGCCAGUGGGACUUUCAGGAGCCCGCCACAGGCCCACCCGUACAGCUCCUACACCUACCCUCGCCUUUCGGAGAGUCUCGCCAACUCACAGACUUUAACCAAGGGCGACUAUGAGCGUCCGUCACGCGAUGACAGUCCCCAGGUCGCAGGUGGUGACACGUACCCCCGAGGGCCUCUUAAGCUACCUCAGAGCCACACGAAGCCGCCUGGCUACCCCUCGGUGCACCUGCCGUACCCCCCGAUCUUUCACCAUUACAAACCCUCUCCUUACCAUCAUCCUCCCUCCCAGCCCAGUCCACCAUAUACCCCGCAGGGGGCCUACUCACAGCCUUCGUCACCUUACGUCCCCCCAGGGGCUUAUCCGCCUCCUUCCUGGGGGUCGAGCUCUGACACGCAGCCCUCCAGAGUUUCUCAUGAGCAGUUCAGAGCAGCACUUCAGCUGGUGGUCAACCCUGGCGACCCUCGGGAAUACCUGGACAGCUUUAUUAAGAUUGGCGAGGGAUCCACAGGUAUUGUUUGCAUCGCCACCGAGAAGCACAGCGGAAAGCAGGUGGCAGUGAAGAAGAUGGACCUCAGAAAACAGCAGAGAAGAGAGCUGCUUUUUAACGAGGUGGUGAUCAUGAGGGACUACCAUCAUGAAAAUGUUGUGGACAUGUACAACAGUUACCUGGUGGGAGACGAGCUUUGGGUCGUCAUGGAGUUCCUGGAGGGAGGGGCACUCACUGACAUUGUGACUCACACCAGGAUGAACGAGGAGCAGAUUGCUACGGUGUGUCUGUCGGUGUUGAAGGCUCUGUCCUACCUGCACACACAGGGCGUCAUCCACCGUGACAUUAAGAGCGACUCCAUUCUCCUGACUAGCGAUGGCAGAAUCAAGCUAUCAGAUUUUGGCUUUUGUGCCCAAGUUUCCAAAGAGGUACCCAAGAGGAAGUCCCUCGUGGGCACACCCUACUGGAUGGCACCAGAGGUUAUCUCAAGAUUACCUUACGGGACUGAGGUGGACAUCUGGUCUUUAGGCAUUAUGGUGAUUGAGAUGGUGGAUGGAGAGCCCCCUUACUUCAAUGAGCCCCCUCUGCAGGCCAUGAGAAGGAUACGAGACAACCUGCCCCCACGGCUAAAGGAGUCCCAUAAGGUGUCAACCGUGUUACGCUCCUUCCUGGACCUGAUGCUGGUGAGGGAACCGUCCCAGAGAGCCACAGCGCAGGAGCUCCUCCAGCACCCCUUCCUAAAGCUCUCGGGACCCCCUUCCUGUAUCGUUCCCCUCAUGAGACACUACCGCCAUCGCUGACCUGCUGACUCAAACCCCAGCCCUCUCCUCCACAAAAAAGAUUCACAUAAACACACCACCAGGGUGGCACUGCCCUCACCCAGCCAAAACACCCCACUGCUUGGUGGUGUGCCACCAACUUUCACACCUGUAACCGUGAAGUAGAUUAGCUAGAGGAAUAUCUAAGACAUACAUUAAUAAAAAAAAAUUAAAAAACACAAGACAAAGCAAAGAAGAAAAAAAACUAUUGAAACCAUGAACUGGAGUAGAAGAGCGUAAUGUGCCAGAGGAAACUCUAGACAUCCAGUAAACUACGCAGACUGCCUCGCCCUGCUGCAGUCUUCUUUCUUCCCAGACUGUAAGUCUUCAGCGCCAUGUAGACUUGUUGUAGCCAUCCAGAGCUUCUCAGAGGGGGUGUGACAACAUGGAAGGACCCAAAGCGACCAGCGUGCUGCUCCAGACCCGAGCAGCAGAGGGCAGAACAAUCAGUGUGAAGAGAGAGCGGGUUUUUGACUGGUCACGACUGUUUACCGCGUCGUCGGUUCAUCAUAAGGAGCGCAGGCUGCUGCUCAGAGACGAGCUCUCUCGCAUCUCUUGUCACACACUAACAGUGAAAAUGUAUUUUAGAGAAACCUGUAAGUUUUUCUGUACAGUUUUGAUAACUUGCAGUAUUUUAUCGUGUCGUAACCAUUGUGAUAUGAGCGGUAUUAAAUAGAGUUUCUGCAGAGAUCUUUCCUACUGUUUAUAAUCCAAUUUUUGCUUAAAGAUAUAAGAGAUAUCCCAAAUAAACCCACCUAAAACCUGUUACUAAAAAAAAUACUAAAUAUAUUUAUUAUCUUACAUUUGUAGACAGAACUUCCAUUAAAUGUUGGGAAAAAAGGGUAAGGUCAGAAUUUUGUAUGACAUUUUCAAAUAUUUAUUUAUUUAUUGGAACUGAAGGUAUAUUUUUUUGGUAGUGUGGCCUUUUUUGUUUGGUUUUUGUUUUUUGGGGGUUUUUUUGUUAGGUUUUGACUUCAAUUUCUAAGAGCGCAUUUGGCAGACAGUCGGUUUAUCAUCCAAGCAAUACCCCAGACCUGCUGUAUUUAUGAAUCCAUGACGCCCUGUAUUUAUGAUACUGUAACAACAUCAUGCAUUUAAAUGUAGCACAGACUGAGUGGAUUUGAGAAAGGACAGAAAAAAAAACUAGCUUCACGCAGACUUGUUUUUUUUUAUAUUAGCAGUCUCACUGUGUUUCUUUCUUAAUGCCAAAGAGGCGCCUGUCCAAGACGCCUCCCUACCGCACAGAGUUUAGGAUGCUGAUAAAAGGUUUUCUGCUCACAUCCUCGCUGUCAUCAUCUCACUCCUUAUCCCACCUCAGUCAGUCAGACACACACACUCGCUAUCACCGGAGCUUUGCUGCCAUUCUCAUCUCUAGUUUGGACCAGGAGAACAGUGUUAUCCCCUUCCCUGUUUUUACCCAUCAUUCACUGUGAUAUGUAAAUAUGACUGUGUGUACGUGAGCCUGUGCGUCUGCGUAUGUCAAAGAGCAAAAGAGGUGGAGAGGUGUUUAUCUCUACAGCAUCUGAAAGUGUGUGUGUGCGUGUGUGCGUUUGUGCGUGCGCUGCUGGCUAAGCCUUGACAGUGAGUCAAGAUUUGAAUGAGUAAACACUUAUCUGUGGUGUUGGCUUGUAUAGUGAUAUUGCAUGUUUGUUAUCAGUGAAGCUGGUUUCAAUUAAAAAAAACAAAAAACACCCAUAAAAA
Molecule: messenger RNA, 10135 nt
Organism: Haplochromis burtoni (Burton's mouthbrooder)
Lineage: Eukaryota; Metazoa; Chordata; Actinopteri; Cichliformes; Cichlidae
Gene: pak5
Product: p21 protein (Cdc42/Rac)-activated kinase 5
Exons: 12
Coding region: 6143-8416 (757 amino acids)
Biological process (GO): cytoskeleton organization; intracellular signal transduction; apoptotic process
Cellular component (GO): cytoplasm
Molecular function (GO): ATP binding; protein serine/threonine kinase activity
Source: RefSeq, a predicted model, not a curated record